AUGAGUUCAACCGACAACAAAAAAGAUGACGCGAUAAAGAAGCCAGAUGUCGAGGCGGACAAGGACAAGGCCGAAGGGGUUGAUGGCGAGGAGUUGAGGUUCUCACCAGAAGAGGAACAAGCCCUGGUCGAAGAAUCCACCGCUGCCAAGGAAGAAGCCAACGCUCUCUUUGCUUCCAAAGAGUAUCAAAACGCUCUAGACAAGUACGAUGAUGCAAUCAACUCUUGUCCAAAGUAUCUAUACUUCCCACGAGCUGUCGUAUACAGCAACAUCGCUGCCUGUCACCUCAAGCUUGAGCAAUGGAAGGAUGCCAUCAAGGCCGCCUCGGAUGCCCUGAGCUCUUUAGAGAAGCUCGAGCAAAAGGACCCGUUACUGAACCCAGAUGGGAAGAAGGAAGAGGAAGAGAAGAAGAAAGAGCAGGACGAUGAUGUUGAAGAGGAGACUGUCAGCUCUGGCGCCACGCGAGCCGCUCCGGCUCCUGAUUCAACUGACGAUGCUGUCAAGACUCUCAAGGCCGACAUCCAGCGUAUCCGCAGCAAGUCCCUCAUGCGCCGUGCUCGUGCUCGCUCCGAGGCUGGCGGAUGGCAAAACUUGGCCGGUGCUGAGGAGGACUACAAGGCACUCGCCGCCAAGCCUGAGAGUCUCGCACCAGCCGACCUCCGCAUCGUCCGAACUCAACUACGACAACUACCACCACGCACCAAGGCCGCCCAGGAGAAAGAGAUGGGAGAAAUGUGGGGAAAGCUAAAGGAUCUAGGAAACGGCAUCCUGAAGCCGUUUGGACUGAGCACAGAGAACUUUCAGAUGGUCAAGGACGAGAAGACGGGCGGGUACAGCAUGAAUUUCCAGCCCGGUGGGGGCUCCUCCGCGAAAUCCUAA
This is a messenger RNA of Fusarium falciforme, 879 nucleotides long. RefSeq lists its product as hypothetical. The transcript is spliced from 2 exons. Bases 1 to 879 code for a protein of 292 amino acids. Lineage: Eukaryota; Fungi; Ascomycota; Sordariomycetes; Hypocreales; Nectriaceae. The record is from RefSeq and is a predicted model, not a curated record. Gene Ontology annotation, molecular function: protein binding.